AUGAGGCUUCUUGUGCUCGCGGCCUCAUUAUGGGCUUUGGCAUCAGCGAAGCCUGAAAUGUACAAGGAAACUGAAGAUUUUCAGUAUUCGAGAAGCUCCACUGACGAAGGGAGCAAAUCAGGAUUCUAUGGAGCCCAGAGGGGGAAUAUGGGAGGGAAUUACGAAAAAGCUCAUAACAUGGAUUCAUUGGCGCAGCAUCACAUGAGUACUUUAGUCAGACAAGUUGAUGGAGAGCUGGGAGAAGGCGCCAACACUAGAACCGGCAGCGUCUACACAGCGGGAAACUCUAGAGGUAUUUUCGGUUCAGGAAAUUACGAUUUGAGCAAUCUCAAAGGAAGAAACUUCGGCGAGAGCGGUAUUUAUGGAGAUUCACUUUCACAGUCCAUGUACCAGAAUGGCUAUCAUGGUGCCUAUGGGUCAAGUAAUGCUAGAUACGGAAGCGAACAGGCGCAUAGUUCGAGCUCAAAACAGAGUGGAUACACCGCGUCGAAUGUAGCAUCACAAUAUUCAGCAAGUGAUGUUGAGAGCGCUAGUAAAUAUCACGGCGCCAGUAGUUACGACUAUGGCAGCCGUGGUGCAAGUGAUUUAAGAUAUCACUCGCUAGUCAAUAGCCAGGCCAGAAACGAUUACGAUCAAAGUAAUGCGAACUUGUACAGCGCUUAUGACUUGAACAAUCAGAACAGACUGAUCGCCACACCUGUUAAAGUUUACGCAAGGCCUGGAGGUCUCGUGGCUGUACCGAUAUCGGCCCAAACAUACGCUUUACACAGUGCUUCCUUGCAAGACAAAAAUGUUGCUUCUACCUCUUCGAAUUCCGCAAGUGACGUUCUUAGUAACAGUGAGACGGAUUUAGCUUACAAACCCUCAAGUAGCGCAAAGCAUUACGAAUCAGCUUACAGUUAUCACAAAAAAUGGGAAAAGCAUGACACGCAACCACUGGCUGUGAUCCCAACGGAGAAUCCUUUUCCAGCUAACAGUGAGCUCUAUGAGGAUAGAUUAGACCAGACAGGACAACAAUAUCAAAGUGGAUUAGAUUCUUCUCGCAGUCAUCUAAGCAAUGUUAACAGCGGAUAUUCAUCGAAUAAGAAUUAUGAAACCGAAGCAUCUAGUCAAGCACAAUUAAACAAAGCUAGUAGAGCAUAUUCUAGUGGCUAUUCUAAUACAAAAUCAGCAUCAGCCCACCAAGCAAGAUAUCAAACUCAGGCUCUAAACAAGGACGCCAGUGUUAUUUCAAACGCACACUCUGUGGAUGGAAACAGUUUAGGGGAAUCCACGUCGAAUUUGAAUAGUCUUGUAGAAGAUAUAAACUCUAAACCUAAAAGUUAUCACUCCUCAUACUCAUACCACAAAUCUUGGGAAAGGCGGGGAGAUCCAUAUGUAAUAAUUCCUGCCGGUGAAGCAGGCUCUCAAACAUCUCAAAGAUUAACAGCUGCAUCCAAAAACCUGGACCAAUACUCUUCUCAUCAAUAUGGUAAACAAUAUGAUCAAAAAAGCUACUCUGACGCUUGCGAUAUUAUAUGCCAUCAACGUAGAAAGCGUUCUUACAAUAUGAAACAAUUCGAACAAGAUGCGGAUGACAGCCAGGCGUAUUUAGGACAACAGCUAGAAAAUGGUUGGGAUUUAGGUCAACAAACUGAAAACAAAUUUGAACAUUUGGAAGAUUUAGGCCAAGGACAAGAGGCACAAAAUACAUGGGAUAAUUUGGAAAAUUUAGGUCAACAAGAGCAAAAUAAAUGGAACGAUUUGCAACCACUAGGCCAAGAGGUGCAGAAUAAAUGGGAAAAGUUAGAAGAUUUAGGUCAACAGACACAACAGAAUUGGGACAGUCUCACUGAUUUGGGUCAAAAAACUCAAGAUGACUUUGGUCAGCAAACGGAAGACGAAAAAGCAAAACUCGAAGACUUUGGCCAAACUCAGAGCGAGAAGCUAGAAGAUUUGGGUCAACAGACACAAAAUCAGUGGGGCAAACUAGAAGAAUUGGGUCAACAGACAGAAAAUCAGUGGAAAGAUUUUGGACAACAGGUUCACAAUCAGUAUGAAAAUCUCGGUCAACAAACUCAAAAACAAUGGAAAGAUUUGGAUCAACAGACACAAAAUCAAUGGGGCAAACUAGAAGAAUUGGGUCAACAGACAGAAAAUCAGUGGAAAGAUUUUGGACAACAGGUUCACAAUCAGUAUGAAAAUCUGGGUCAACAAACUCAAAAACAAUGGAAAGAUUUUGGUGAACAAACACAGAAACAAUGGAAAGAUAUCAAUCAAAAGAAUAAAAAUCAAUGGGAAAAACUUGAAGCUCUAGGACACCAAACAGAAAAUCGAGGAUUUCUUGUAGAUAAUUUAAAAAACGAAACUGGGGAUAAUAAAGAUUCUAGUCAACAUGAUAAGAAACCAUCAAUAGAUUCCAAGGAGAUAGAAAUUAAACCAAAAGCCAAAGAGCAUAAGUUCCUAUGGGAUGAAAUAAGCCAAAUGUUUGAUGAGUCAUCAAAAACUGAAACAAUUGCCACUGAUAACAAUGUUAAAGAAAAUGAACAGCCUUCAUUAGUAAAGCCAAGUGACGAGAAACAAAAACCACUGCCAACUGACACAUCAUUAAAUACAUUUGACCAAGACAAACAGGAAACUCCAACACAUCCUUUUGGAUUGGGUUAUCACAGUACUAAUUUAGAUUAUAAACAAAUAGAAAAUAUAAAUGAAGCUAAUCAAAGACUAUUGGAUGCUCUUAAAGGACUUUCCAAUACACAAAAUCAAGGUUUUCAUGUAGGACAAGAAAGUGUACAGCCAUGGAGUGACUUGGGACAACAAACACAAAACGAGUGGAGUAACUUGGGACAACAAACUCAAAAUGAAUGGAGUAACUUGGGACAACAAACUGAGCAGAAGUGGAGUGACUUGGGCCAACAAACACAACAUGAGUUUAAUGACUUGGGACACCAAACUGCUCAGAAGUGGAGUGACUUGAGCCAACAAACACAAGAUGAGCAUAGUUACUUGGGUCAACAAACUCAAAAUGUUUGGAGUAACUUAGAUCAAUUGACUCAAAAUGAAUUGAGUGAUUUGGCACACCAAACUGCGCAGAAGUGGAGUGAUUUGAGCCAACAAACACAAGACGAGUUUGGUAAUUUGGGUCAACAAACUCAAAAUGAGUGGAGUAACUUGGGCCAACAAACACAAAAUGAGUUUAGUAACUUAGGUCAACAAACUCAAAAUAUGUGGAGUGACUUGGGACACCAAACUGAAAAUAAUUUUAAUGGUAUCCACCAACAAACUCAAUAUCAUUGGAACAACUUAGGGCAACAAACUCAACACGAGUUAAGCAGUUUUGGCCAAGAAAAUCAUAAUAAAUAUAAUUAUUUAAAUCACCACAAUUUCAAUGAAUGGAGUGCUUUAAAUCAUCAAUUCCAUCAUCAGUGGAGCGGUUCAGGUCAACAGAUUCAUAAACAGUGGAGUUAUCUAGACAAUAUAGGGUCCCAAACCCCAUUCAAUGUAGACAAGCAACAAAAUAUUGGGGACGAUAAAACAGGCACUUUAGAGGAGAGCACUAAAGCUACAAUAAGUAAGAAAAAUGAACAAGAUAAACAAAAAACAGAACACAAUGUUAGCAAUAAGGAGACGAUAAAUAUUCACAGUAUGGAAUCCUUACCAGAAACUAAAUCAACUCCAAAAAGUAGUCCAGGACAAGAUAAAUUAACUUCAACAACUCAGAAACCAAUAAUAACAACUAGCAAAAAGGAUAUCGGGCGUGGAGAUAUUAGUGCGGAUGACGAUUUUAGUAAUUUGGAAACAUUUGAUAUGGUAUCUCUAUCAAGUACCACGAGGAAACCAGAAAAAAGUGAAGAUAAGAUUAUAGAGAGCCAAAAGUUUGAUCGAGUUCCUUUCUUUCCUGUAGAACCAGAAACAGAAAGUCUUCAUAAAGAAAGUCAAGGCAGCUUGACUUCCAAAUCAUUAGAAGAUCAAUUCACCGAGCAACAGAGUGCUGCUAAAUCAUUCGAAGACCAGUUCACGGAUCAACAACAAAGCCAAUUUGAACAACAGAAUGUAGAUUUACAACAGAAUCUUCAAAACUGGGAUACUGGUAUACAUGAGACACAACAGAUUUAUAAAGCAGAUAAUGCACCAAUCAGCCAUUCAUAUCAUCACGAGCAACUCGGAAGGCAUUUACCUAAUGAACCUCAGCAAGAAGUUAUACAACAACAAAACCUAGAAAACCUAGAUCAGUUCGUAGAAAAAGAAAACAAACAUGAUAGCGAAAUAAAGGCGACUACAGAAAAAACUAUUCAAGUCGAAACAACUAUGGAACCAACAACAGAAAAACCUGGAUUCUGGGGCUCGAUUGUGAACAAGACUAAAAAAGCGAAAGAUACUUGCAUCGUAACAACAUAUAUUUCUACACUAUUCUAUGAUAAGCGUUUAACUAUAUUGAGGCAGUGUCUGGCUAACGUGAGCUUCCCAAUAUUAAUAGUUUUGGCUGUGUCCGGGACACUUACAUCGUUUUUACCUGAAGAUGGUGUCGCAGGCCGGGGCUUGAGAUCAGAGCUGUUGUUAGAUGACGGUUGUUCGUUGAACAACUCGUCAGUCGACGAUGAAACUGUAUUAAUAAAUCAGGAGCUUAUAUCUAACAUAGUUAUAAAAAACACAAUAAAAUAUGACAAUCUAGAUCUAUCGCCCGCGUCAACCGUUGACAAUGACAGCGGCAUGUCAUCCGGCGAUAAUUCAUUAAAGUGUGUAUAUAAAAGUGAUAUUCCUAUAAAUAAUGAUAAUAACGAAAUAAAGUGCCUAAAUAAUGUAUGGAAUGAGAUUCCUAGCUGUUCAUACGAUGUUAAAGAUAAUAGGGAGAGUAUGUUAGAAUCUGAGUACAUUGUGAUAAAUCUGUUCGAAAGUGAUGUUUGUGAUAAUAAAUGUGAGUUGGUUGGUACAAAUAUAUAUGAUAUAGACGAUGAUUCCAGUAUACUGAGUGUUUCCAACCAGAGUUUAGUUCCUGUAGCUAAUAGGGAACUUGUUAAAUCGGAAAGUCAGAAAUUAGUCAGUCUGUCACUCUCGAUAUUAUUGGCGGCAAUAUUACAAGCAAUGAGAUGUUUCGCCCAAUUUUUAGAGGACAUCGUGGCACCACAGAGACUAUGA
Messenger RNA from Danaus chrysippus (African queen), 5115 nucleotides. The record is from the annotation of a GenBank genome assembly. Lineage: Eukaryota; Metazoa; Arthropoda; Insecta; Lepidoptera; Nymphalidae.